UUAUGUCAAGGUAGUGAAAAUGUUAAAUGGAAAUGUGUGAGCUGUCAACUAUUACUGUGCAAUACUUGCAAAUCAAAUGUUCAUUCAAAAUUUAAACUUGCUGAUACUCAUAUCAUCAUCGAUGUCAAAGACGUAGGGACAAGUAUUGAAGACUCUUCUUCAGAAAUCGAAUAUGGAAAGUGUACUUUGCACAGAAUCAAGGAAACGUGUUUGUAUUGUAGAGACUGCAAUAGUCUUGUUUGUUUGAAAUGUGUAUCCGAAACACACCAACAACACUUGUUAAUUGAUACUGAUCAAAUAUACACGGAGAAAGAAAGCCAAGUUUCAAAUCUUAUUGAGUUGUACAAACAGAGAAUUACGUCAAUUACAAAUAUCAACAAAAUCUGUCUGAAAAAAUAUGAAGAAUCCAAAGAGAAAAUAAUCAAAAGAAAGGAAGAUCUGACAUCAUUAUUGGAUGACCAUUCAAAACAUAUGUUAUAUCAACUAGAGGAAAAAUCUAAAAAUACGGACUUCGAGUGUAAGUUAGAAGAUUUGAGCAAAACUUUAGAUCUACUGCAAAAAUGUCAACUAUCAAAACGUGCAGAUUUAUUAAUAGAAACCUUAAACACCAUUCAAGACAUAGAUUUACAUCAGGAUCUUGCAGAACGCUUCCCUAGAUUUGUCAUGGGAAGGCCAUUACCAUGCAAAAUAAUUGAAACGUUCGGUUCAUUUCAAGAAGAAAACGUUGUAGAUCCUAACGAGGAAAUAGAACUGUUGUUGGAGAGUUCUCACUCUACAUCGCUUAAAAUGAUCAAGCGAAUAGUAGAAAUUUCAGAUGAGAAAUGUUAUGUCUUUGAUGAGUCGUCUCUUUAUUGUCUUGAAUUUAAGAAAGAAGAAAAGGUUCAUAUAAAAAAGAUUGCCGAUAUUAAAGCUUUUGAUAUUUCUCUUUUAAAGUCCAAUGAAAUUUUGAUAGCAAUGAAAACAGAAGGAAAAAUUAUGAUUCUAAAACAUUCACUUAAGAUGAAACUAUUCCACUCUUGUUCAGGUCUUUUACCAAGGGGAAUACAUAUUUCAAAAGACGAUAAAGUUAUUGUCGGAGUUCGAGAAGAAGGUGAAUUAGGACUUUCGGUAGAUGAAGAUUGCAAACGGCAAAUAAAAAUACUUGACAUAAAUGGACUAGAGGAAAAUGUAUUUGAAUAUGACAAAGAAGGAAAACGCAUUGUUUCAAUGCCGAUGAAAAUAAAAACAAACGCUGACGAGGAUAUGUUUAUUAUUGAUAGGAUUUCAAAACUCGAAAGGCGCAUUAUAUUCUUGACUAAAUAUGGUAAUGUUUCCUGGGUGUAUAAAGGGGAAGAAUCUGCAAAAUAUUUGUUUCAACCAUGGGAUCUGGUCGUUAUUUCACAUCUUGAACAGCAAUGGACAAUUGCUAAAAAUACACAGUUCAAUUGA
Mytilus californianus (California mussel) is the source of this 1428-nucleotide messenger RNA. RefSeq lists its product as uncharacterized. The record is from RefSeq and is a predicted model, not a curated record. Lineage: Eukaryota; Metazoa; Mollusca; Bivalvia; Mytilida; Mytilidae. Bases 472 to 1428 code for a protein of 318 amino acids. The transcript has 2 exons.